AUGAGCACAUCCAUUGAAGAUGCACAUAACAGCGUAGAGCUUGUAUCAUUUAGCUUAAGGAGUGUAGUCGAAGCAACAGGUUCAUUUUCAGUGGAAAAGAAGCUUGGAGAGGGUGGUUUUGGUUCUGUUUACAAGGGUUCUUUGCCUGAAAACAUAGAAGUGGCAGUUAAAAGGUUAUCAGCAAGAUCAUCACAAGGACGCGAGGAGUUUAUGAAUGAGCUGAGGAUUAUUGCAAAACUUCAGCAUAAGAAUCUUGUUAGGCUAUUGGGAUGUUGUGUGGAAGAAGAUGAAAAGAUUCUCCUGUAUGAGUAUAUGCCUAAUCGAAGCCUAGACAAGUUCCUAUUUGAUCCAUCCGAGAGUUUGAAUCUUGAUUGGAGCAAUAGAUUCAAUAUAAUUGAAGGGAUAGCUCAAGGACUCCUUUAUCUGCACAAGUAUUCUAGACUGAGAGUUAUCCAUAGGGAUUUAAAAGCAAGCAAUGUUCUUCUGGAUCAAAUGAUGACUCCUAAAAUUUCAGAUUUUGGAUUGGCAAGGAUUUUUGGAAUGAACCAAACUCAAGACAAAACCAACAGAGUUGUUGGUACCUAUGGAUAUAUGGCACCUGAAUAUGCACUUCACGGGUGGUUUUCUGAGAGAUCCGAUGUAUUUAGUUUCGGGGUCUUACUACUGGAGAUUGUGACUGGUAAAAGGAGUACUUCUAAUUACAUCGAAGGCUUUCUUACAAUAUUGGAAUGGGCAUGGAAAAGGUGGAUGUAAGGCAGAGGUUUGGAGUUGAUUGAUCCUUUAAUCAGGGGCACCUGUUGCAAUGCUGAUCAACAGGUAGUAAAGUGCAUAAAUGUUGGACUUCUAUGUAUUCAAGAAAUAAUGAGUGACAGACCAACAAUGUCAGAAGUGGUUGUCAUGUUAAUAAAUGAAACCGCAACUGUUCCUUCGCCUAAAAAGCCUGCUUUUAUAUUACAUAGAAGUGCCCAUGCGUCAAGUAGAUUCUCCAACAACGAAGUUACAGUAACCAAUAUAGAGCCUCGAUAAAGGGGGUAUUUUAAAAGCACGAUGUAAAUUUUCAUUUUGCACCCUAGGCUGAGUUUUCUACUCUGACAUCUGUCUACUUCUCUUGUCUUUUCAGUUAAGCACCCUUUUAUUCUUUAAUAUAUUUUCAUACAAAUUACUUAUUCUAUAUAUAACUAGCAGAGAAGAUAAGCCGGUGUGAACAUAGACUUGAAGAU
Lactuca saligna is the source of this 1220-nucleotide messenger RNA. The record is from the annotation of a GenBank genome assembly. NCBI's taxonomy places the organism in Eukaryota, Viridiplantae, Streptophyta, Magnoliopsida, Asterales, Asteraceae.